Molecule: messenger RNA, 1530 nt
Organism: Lindgomyces ingoldianus
Lineage: Eukaryota; Fungi; Ascomycota; Dothideomycetes; Pleosporales; Lindgomycetaceae
Exons: 6
Coding region: 1-1530 (509 amino acids)
Source: RefSeq, a predicted model, not a curated record
AUGAACCGCUCUCUUCCUAUUAAAGUGGAUGGCAUCGGCCGCCUGCCAUUAAGGUCAGCUCGCUACGCUUCUGCCAUCACAAUACUUUCUCUACCCAAUAUUGUUCACGCACAACAAUUUCCCGAACGCUACCUUAACUCCCUGACUUCGUCGGUCCCUACACGUAGACCAAAGCCCCUCCUUACUCUUGAAGUCGUCUUCAUAACAAUUACCGAUUUCACAACCGCGACAGCAGGUGAACACGCACCAACCUCUUCUCUAGCUCUACCCUCGACACUAUCUCAGUCCCCUUCAUCAAUACCAUCGGAUAUCAAAUUAUCUACAUUUAGAUCCUCAUCUCUGUCAGGAUCCUCUCCACCCCUCACCAACACAAUUCCCCCACUACCGUCGAACUUCGCAACACCGAAACCCCACCUCGACUCUUCCAACUCCACAGCUCUCCUCGACCUCUCACCUGGCGCUAGCAACACCUUCCUCGUCGUCGUCGUCGUCUUCAUGGCUGUAAUGAUAAUUUUCUACCUCGCUCUAAUUGGUCUCUAUAUAUGGGGCCGAGUGAAGGGAUCUUGUCCCCGCUGCAAGCGCCUAGAAGAUAAAAUAAAAAAUCUCCAGGGUGGCGAAGAGCCGAAUCGUAUUACGGUACAGAUGGUGAAGGACAGAAUGGGUGAAUUAGAGGAUAAUAGGAUUGCGGCGGGGGGUUUACCAGGAGGGAAGAUGACCGCAGAGGGGCCGCGUCACAGUGGAGAGGCGGGAGACUAUCAGUUUAUACGGCCACAGGCUUUUUCGGUGAUGUUUGGGUGGAAGGGGAGAGGGAAGCAGAAGGUUAAUGAUCGCUAUCACCGAGAUGAAAAUGAUCCACAAAACUCUUGGGAAACUUGGGAAGAGCAUACUCAGUCCAACGUAAGUAUCCCAUCUUACCGGAUUCCAACACCAUCCCCGCCUCUACCAGCCCACCACUGGAACACCCGCCCUCUUCACCGCGGCAUUAGCAACCUCUGGGGUGCACUCACAAACUGCAGCCCCAGCAGUAAUAGUCGCGAAGACAACCCAACCCGCGACUUCCGCGACACCCAAGGGGACUGGGGGUCCUUCAUCGAACCUAACAAUGGCGUGCCAUCCAAUGCACGCGCGCACUACAACACUAGCUACCCCUACAGUUCGAACGCCAUAACUCUAGACACUUCAUACCAACCCCACACCCCCUACGAAAUGUCCACCAUCUCCCACUCCGAUCCUGACUGCGAAGCAUACCGCCGUGCAGCAGCCGCCGCAUUACAAGACGGACCUGACGCAGCGUUCCACCGCGAGAAUACCAAGGUCAUCACGGAUAGGAUUCACGCACGGGAAGCGCUUGAACGUGGGGAUAAGACGAAUGGGAGCCGGGAUAACUGGGAUUUCGGGGCUUUGGUAACAGAUCAGGCAAGGGAGGGCAUGAAUUUGCCGACUCGGGAUCAGUUUGUGGAUAUUGAAAUUGGUAGUGGUGGAUGGUGGAAGGGAAAGAAUGGGAGUUAUCUGAUCUUGAUCUUGAUCUGA